Molecule: messenger RNA, 1091 nt
Organism: Gloeophyllum trabeum ATCC 11539
Lineage: Eukaryota; Fungi; Basidiomycota; Agaricomycetes; Gloeophyllales; Gloeophyllaceae
Product: ClpP/crotonase
Exons: 7
Coding region: 89-910 (273 amino acids)
Biological process (GO): fatty acid beta-oxidation
Cellular component (GO): peroxisome
Molecular function (GO): enoyl-CoA hydratase activity; delta(3)-delta(2)-enoyl-CoA isomerase activity
Source: RefSeq, a predicted model, not a curated record
CAGUCAUCGAGGAAUGCUCUCAUUAUAAGAUCUGCAUGCUGGACUGCCGCAUCGGUAUCAACCUGAUCAAUUGCCCCCUCUCGCCAUCAUGUCUUAUCCCCUACAAUUACCGGUUGGCGGCGAGCCGCUCUUGACCUUAACCCACCCUACGUCUUCCAUCUGGAUUCUAGAAUUGCAUAAUGGGGACGACAGCCGGCUCACGCAGCUUCUGGUGGAGAAGGGGCUGAAGCCUGCACUGGACGCAGUGGAGAGACACUGGAGGGAUGACAGACGGAAGGCCGUAGCAGCCAAAGACAAGGAAGGCGGGAAGGGUGCUCUGAUCAUUGUGGGGAACACUAAACAGGACAAGUUCUUCAGCAACGGGCUUGAUUUCGCCCGCAUCGUGGGUGACCCGAACUUCUUUCCACAAAUAUUCAAUCCCUUCUUGAAACGACUGCUCCUAUUUCCCAUCCCUACAAUCGCUGCCAUUAACGGGCACUGCUUCGCCGGCGGAAUGAUGCUCAGUCUGGCCUGUGACUACCGUGUCAUGACGGAUGGUAGCAAACGAAAUGCAUGGAUGUGCAUGAACGAGGUGCACUUCGGUUCGCCCUGGCCAUUCUCCUUCGCAGCCGUCUUACGAGCCAAGUUCGGAGAUGUGCGGCUGCAGCGCAACAUUGCACUGGAAGGCCAUAGGUUUACUCCGCAGGAGGCGCGAGACGCUGGACUGGUUGAUUAUCUUGUUAGCGGCAACACCGCAGAUGUCCUCAAGGCAGCUCAGGAAGUCGGUGAGCGGGUGGGUGCCCUCGCGAAAGGCGGCGUCUGGGGCUUGAUCAAGGCGGACCUGUACAGGGAUGCCACUGAGAACAUCGACCGCGACCUGAGACCUCUGAACGUGGAAGUCGAUGAUGCUGCGGCUAAGGCGCGACUAUGAUUAGCUGAUAUAUUCUUUCUUGGGGUAUUUAUGUACUGGUUGUUCCUAACAUAGCGUGUUCUCAUCCAUCAUGCUCGGUCAGAGAUUGAUGCGCGGCUUGUAAGGGCUUGCCAUUCGAGUCAAUCAGAUGCAAGCCUGAUGCACCUCUCUUCCCAUUCCCUCCGCCUUACGUUGACCAAUU